Trichoderma virens Gv29-8 is the source of this 2548-nucleotide messenger RNA. RefSeq lists its product as uncharacterized. The record is from RefSeq and is a predicted model, not a curated record. Lineage: Eukaryota; Fungi; Ascomycota; Sordariomycetes; Hypocreales; Hypocreaceae. The transcript is spliced from 3 exons. Bases 399 to 2291 code for a protein of 630 amino acids. Gene Ontology annotation, cellular component: site of double-strand break.
AUCCGCCGCUGGUGGUACUGAUCGCUCUUCUGCAUAUGCGCUGAAUUUCAGGUGUUCACAUAGCCUAUAUUUUUCUUCUCGCCUUGUAUUGGCUAUCGCGCACCCUCAGUUUCGUUUCUUGUGGUUCGCCUUCGCGUCAACCAGUCUCCAAUGCUGUAACUGGCAGACAGCCUCUGUCGCUUUUGUCGCAGCGACGUCUGGAUAAAUCACAAUCCUCUUCAGGUGCUUUACAAAGUUGCGACGCACUGCAGAAAUCGGUUGAUGAAGGAUUCCAUCUGGCGGGACCGGCCACAAGGACGUCAUUUGUUCCCAGCCCCAAAGUGAAACAUUCAACACCAGCUUCUACAUAGCUAGCCGUUCAGCGCAUUCCCGAUAACAUCAGCACCGGCACAAACAUCAUGGAGAGGCCGCGGGGUCUGGGUGGCAUGACCUUUGGCGAAGCCGUCAUUAUGGACAGCGAAGACGGCAAUGGGCGCCAGCAAAGCGCCGAAGUUGCGCCCACUGCUGCCCAAUUCCGAUCGCCAAUGACAUCCAGGACCCGCUCGCUGUCCGACAGCACAGGCACGCCCUCGAAGCUCUCCCCCAGUCCGCGAAUCGUCGAGACGUCGAGACGAACCUCCAAGGAUGACAGCAGCAUCAUCCACCUGCCGCCGCCCGAGACGCCGCGACGCUCGGAGCUGAGAGGCCUGUCGAUCCAGAUGCCGCCUCGGCAAUUCACUCCACCACCGGGAACCCCAUCCGGCGCCUACAUACGGCCAGCUCCGUUGUCGCCCAAGCUGGAUCACUCGCACAUGUACGCCUCUCCUACAAAUCUCCUACCCCGCCGCUCCCGUGGCCUCGACUUCUCGCGCGCGGCGACCAGCCUCCACCAUUCGAUCCUAGCCGAACAGCCUUCUCCCGACUCGUCACCAAUGCUAACGGACCGAGCGAUGAACAUUCCCCCUCGUCGGGGCCCAUAUGGGGGGACAGAACAGACAUCGACCUCGUUGUGGUCUAUGAUGGGCAACCAGGAGCGACUUAAUAUCAGCACUUCACUCGGAAGCAAUCACGCGCCACCGUCAGACUCGUCCAGCUCCUCCUCCUCAGAUGAGGAUAUGGACGAAGACAUGGAUGAAGCCUACGUAACAACUCCUCAAGUAUCAAAGAUGGGUAUGCCUCCAGUGCCGGGUUCGCCCUCGAUAGGCAGCCUCGCAAGCUUCCAGCACAGGCAACGGCACCAUCGCAAGCAUCCCAAAAUGAAGCCCCGCGGCCCUCUAGGCCUUGGAUUCAACCUCGCUUCCGCCGUCCUCUCCAAGUCGCCACCGGCCAAUUCGGCUGCAGCGCGAGCUAGGCGGGAGAGUAUAAGCUGGCAAGCGAACCAAUUGCACAUCUCUUCGGGAGAUGUCGAUGAGGGCGGUGCCGGAGAGGGGAGCAGUGGCGACCAGAGGAAUGUGAUACGGCGAGUUGUGACGCGGCGGGGCAACCUUUUGGCAAAAGCUUUUGCGCGCAUCCGGGCAGCGCUUGCUGAAGAGGGGUCGCCGGCUGAGGCCGAAUUCAUGAGGGAGGCAGAAAUCGUGAAGCAAGUCCGUGAAAGCGACAUCGACCUCGAGCCUCGCCAUCAGCCUACAGGAGGGGAUACAAAUGCCAUGACAACGGCUCACUCAUCGCCCAAUCUGACCGGCAAUCAAGAGACCCUGGAAGAUAUCCCAGCAGACGACUCAAUAGGCGAUUUGGGCACGAGCGUGUCGAGCAGCUUCAAGCAGCAGGCCAGGAAAAAUUCCAAAGGCAAGCAGUUUUGGGAUACCUUUUCUGAAUCCAGUGGGGCAAGAACGCCUCCUCCAGCGUCAGCUCUUCUACCUCGAGGUUCAUCGUCGGGGAUGAGUGAAGACACUAAUAUGGACUCGCCCUCCCUGAGCUCCGCUGCUUUUCACGUAAGUACACAACACCCAUUUCACAAUGGUCAAUUACCUAGCGCAGCAGAAAUCACACGGCGAAUCAACAACAAACGCCGUCGAGACGAUGACUUUGACCCGACAAGCUUCAAGCGCCGUGCCGUCAGCCCCAGCAUCAGUGCACACAACUCGCCCAUUGUACAGAGCCCAAUGCAACGCGAUGUGAUGCCCUGGGGCUCCCGGCCAGGUAGUACUGGUGGAGAGAGGGGAAGCAGUGGGCAGAGUGAAUCGGGGAGUUUGGGCGGAACGCCAGCGAAUCCCCCCAUAGGCUCGACGGGCCAAGUCAGCAGGAAGGGGAGGGUUGGUUUGCAAGGCAUGGUCGAUACGAACGACGGCAUCAUGCGGAUGAGUAUUGAGUGAACAGGGCGCAUAUCUGGCGGGCUACUUACUUCGCAUUGUAUUCAUGAUCUUAUCGUGAACGUGGGAUGGAAGACGGGGGAGGCUUUAUUGCAUUGUACGGCGUUGGUGAUCCUGCCGGGAUGGACUGGCAGAAGCGAACUAUGGAACUACGGGACACAGUGUAUUAACUCAUGUAUCAAAGGGGCGGUAUAACCAUGUAUGAUUAUUUGGAGCGUUUACAACAUUUUGCGUCAAUUCAUAAGAAGUCAGAUUUGUAC